ACGUCUCUCGCUUUCUCCUUCACCACAACAACAUCCUUCUGUUUCUCUUUCUAGAAUCCUCCAUCUUCUCCGACCUCUCCAAAUUUCCAAAUCUCUCUCUUUCUCUCUCCAUUUUCAUCUUUAUCAGUGCAUGGCAGUGAAUCUCUUAGCUCGCGAGGUGUCCGAUCUAUGCCUUGGAAAGCCUGCGCUUAGGGCGCUUCUUGUCACCGCCACCGUCGGCGAAGCCUUGUCGGCGCUGAAGAGGCUCGGUCAGACCUAUCUGAGCGUCUGGAGCUGCGACCACUCUUCCAAAAUCGGUACCGGAGGUUCCGCCGGCAAUUGCCGCUGCGUUGGGAAAGUUUGUGUCGCCGAUGCGAUCUGCUUCCUCUGCAAGGAAGAAAACCUCAAGUCACCGGCGACGGCGCUCCAGGCUUCGGUCUUGGUUCUGAUUCCGAAGGUUCCUGGACUCGUCAGGCAUUUGGAACCAAACGCCAGUUUAUUGGAGGCCGUAGAUCUUAUUCUGGAAGGAGCACAGAACCUAGUCAUUCCAAUCCAAACCCGAAGUAGCUCAAGCAAUUCAAGGAAAAACCUGCUUCAAAAACCCUCCUUCAAUUCCGCGCGCCACGAUAACCGUGAGUACUGCUGGAUCACCCAGGAAGACAUCAUCCGUUACCUCCUCAACUGCAUUGGCCUGUUUAGUCCCAUUCCGGCCAGCCCCAUCAACGCCCUCAACCUCAUCGACAGCAAACACAUCCUUGCCGUCAACUACGACGACCCUGCUGCCUCCACAUUGCCCCUAAUCUCCCAGGCCCUUGUCUGCCAAACCUCGGUCGCGGUGGUUGACACAGACAGCAAGCUGAUCGGGGAGAUCUCGCCCUUCACGCUCAACUCCUGCGACGAGACGGUUGCAGCCGCAAUAGCCACGCUCUCGGCUGGCGAUCUGAUGGCCUACAUUGACUGUGGCGGUCCGCCAGAGGAUCUGGUACAGCUUGUGAAGGACAGGUUGGAGGAGAGGAAUUGUGGGGCUUUAUUGGAUUUGAUGGAGGAAGACUACUCGACGAUCUCGUCGUCGUCUUCGUUAUGUUCCUCCUCGUCGGACGAGGAGAGCGGGAGGUUCGGAGGGAAUUCAGCGAGGAUGGUGAGGAGGUCGGAGGCCAUUGUCUGCCAUCCUUGGAGCUCGUUGGUGGCUGUGAUGGUUCAGGCUCUAGCUCACCGUUUGAGCUAUAUGUGGGUUGUGGAAGCGGAUGGGACUUUGAUGGGCAUUGUAACAUUUGCUGGAAUGUUGAAAGUUUUCCGGGAACGUUUGAAUUUAAUGGGAUAGCACUGAAGAACCCAUAAACUAAAAGAAAAUUGAACUUUAAAAGGGUAAAACCAGCUAAUAUAUAUUCUUUUUAAGUUAGUCUUUGAACUUAUAUAAGAUACAAAAAGAUGAAUAUAAUGCUGGCAGCCUUCUUUUACGAGCUCAAAUAUUGGAUUUUCUGCUGCUUUAUUGGUACCGCCCUUUUAGUCCUGUCCUAUACUAUGUGGACGUAAAUGAGAAAAAAAAAAUCCUCGAAUCAAACGACGUUUUGAUUUGAUACAAGGGUUUCUUAUGUUAUGCUAAGACUUAAUUUUUCAUCUUUAA
Molecule: messenger RNA, 1603 nt
Organism: Morus notabilis
Lineage: Eukaryota; Viridiplantae; Streptophyta; Magnoliopsida; Rosales; Moraceae
Product: CBS domain-containing protein CBSX5
Exons: 2
Coding region: 131-1300 (389 amino acids)
Source: RefSeq, a predicted model, not a curated record